UGUUGCCAUGACAACACUGCGUUGUAGCAUUAUCGCAUGGUCAGUUUGUGAAUUAAGUCAUUUGUUAGAUUAAUUUUGCCAUUUCCUUACCCCGUUUUGUCUUGUUCUUUCAGUGAGGUGUAUGUGGCAGUGCAGACAUUGUGACACGAGAGAGAACUAGGUCUUGACAAUGACCCUGCCAGUAAGACUGAGGAUCAUCCUGGGUGAAAAUGAUGCCAGGAAGUUACAUUUGCCCGCUGGGUUACCAGACUCCAUCGAAGAACUGUGCCAGACAAUAAAGACAAGUUUAGGAUUGCAGAAAGAUUUUCGACUUCAGUACCAAGAUGCUGAUUUUGGAAAUGAAUUUGUUAACCUGUCAGUGAUCUCAGAAAUACAGGACAAAGCAACUAUAAAGGUGGUCUUCCUACAAAAUUCUACAGAUGAUGCAAUGAUAGGUCGGUCUCCAGCAGUCCAAACUCCUUUGGAUUCGUCAUCGCUCUCCUCUGAUGCGGAUGAUACAGAGCCUGCUUCAUCUUCAGGUUCAUCGCCAUCUACAAGGCAUUGGGUUUGGCCAAGCAUCUUCUCCAUCCCUACCUUCAACUAUGAAGCUGAACUCCAACUUGAAAAGGCCAAUGCUGAGAACUGUACUGAUGGAACUUGUUUGAACCCCUCACCGAAACUGAAAUCUCACAUUCUGGAACGUCUGUCUGAAGAAAUCGUUAAGUUUAAAGCCUACCCCAAUGACAGUGACCUGAAUGACGUUGCUGAGGCUCUUGUGAAAAAGCACCCUUGUCUGUGGGAACAGGGGUCCUUCAACGGCUGUUAUGGUUGGAAGAUCAGCCUUAAGUAUAAAAUGGCCAACCUCCGAAGCAAACUAAGGGGGCUGGGAUGUGCCGAGGUAAUGCUUAAUUCACUGAAGAGCAAGAACCAAGAUAAAUCUCUGGCAGCAUUGAAUGUCAAAAAGCCAAGAAGGGCAGAAGUCAAUUACUGUCCAGAACACCCAAAAGGAGAAACCACCGAGAGUCUUGAAGAAGAGAGAAUUGCACUGCUUUCUGAGUACAUGAAAAAAGACAAUUGGCAUACAGUGACAGCAAAAAUGGACAAGACUUUCUCAUACAGGAGGCAAGAAGUUCUGCAAGGACAACCCUUCGUUGCAGACUUCAAAAGCAGAUGGCCAGCUCUUUUCAAUGAGAAAGAGAUCGAUAAUGAAUUCAAGCGCAUAUCAACUGUGCCUCUGCUUUCGACAUUCUUCGCUGCACUUGACCAGUACUCUCCCCAUCUGAUAGAGAUCUUUAGACAUAAAGGUGGAGCAGGUGGAAGGAAGAUCCAACAUGUCAUGAUGGACAUUUCCAAGGAUGACACAAUACACACUAGACGAACAUGCGUCCUCAAGUCCUUGUGCAUCUACCUGAAUGAAGACCACGAAAAACUUGUGAAGGAAUACAAGAACACAGACACAGAGGCCACUGCGUCCAUGGGGCAAACUGUUCUGGGAGUUUAUGUAAUCCGGAAGGAAGGAGUGGAGCUGAGACAUGAAGACCCAGAAGACAUCGGUGUCCUGAUUGAAGGUGUGGAAGUUCUUAACAACCUGCAGAGCAUUGGAAUUGCUUGUGCUUUGUUGUUUGGACUUACAUACUGUUUGAAUCUGAGCUACCCGUCAAAGCUCAAAUGCACCUUUGAAGUCCUGCAAAAGAUAUUCCUCGAUCUUGAUGGGCAGAGACUGUCUUCCAAGGCACAGUUCCUCAAGAACAAGCUUAUGAGCAAAUAAGCUUGAGGAAGACUACAAUAAGUCUGAAGGGAGGAUUUUGUUUACUUUUGAGAGUUCAAAUUUAGGUGUUAUGAUGAUGUGUUAUGAUGUUAUGUUAUGACAAUUUAUAGUUUGCUCAGUGGAGUGAGAACAAGAGAGUCUCCAAAGUUAAAAUGUCUCCUAUAUUUAAAUGUUGCUGGAACAGAUAGAGUUGUAUCUUUACUACUGAUUUUAUUACAUAAAGUGUUGCUAAAGAAGUUUCACCCUUUGGCUGAAAAAUGUUUAAGAAGCCACUACAAUGGUUAUAGAUUCCUGUGCUGUCGGUGACUUUACAGAGAUUUUAUUUUGUAUUGUACAGUUUAUUCACAUAACAGUCACAAAUGUUUUUUUCUUUGCCAUGCCUGCCUUGUGUAAAUUUUACAAGAUUUGAAAUAUAUAUAUAUAUAUAUUUUAUUUUCUAUUCUGCACAUAUCUUAUUUUCCAGUUGUUUUUAUUUAGGGACCAAAGGAUGAGAUUUAUGUCUUUAAUGGCAUUUCUUUUUGUUGUAGUUUAGAAUUUGGUCAACUAGAAUGUUUCAACGGUGGAUUUGGCACUGUGUUGUAUGUUAAAUAAAUGUUAAACACAAAUGUUUGAAUAAAAUGUGAAUUAAUUUUUUCAGUCUUUUAUUUUGUAAUGCUGGUUAAUUAAUACAUACUAGUACGAACAAUGAACACAAAUCUAAUUGAACCAGUAAGAUUGAUAUUAGUGUGACAAACAGAGCUUAUGUUUGUUCAUUCAACAACACUGACAUUUGUAGAAAGAACAAGAUCUGAAAAGGUUCAUACAGCAAGAUGGGAUUUUGUUGUUUCAACAUGUUUAAAUAAUGUAGAUUAGACUAAUGAUUGUUGAGUUCAAAUUACAUGGUCAAGGCAAGCUGGUUGUACUUGAUUUGUUUAGAUGGAAUUUAGGUACCAAGAUAAAAUCAUGUUAAUCCAAUGAAUUAUUUUUUUGAGUGUACCGCAGGGCUCAGUCCUAGAACCUUUUCUGUUCCUCCUUUAUAUUCUUCCUCUAGGUGACAUAAUCAGGCAAUUCAGAGAUGUCUCCUACCAUUUUUAUGCGGAUGACAUCCAGCUUUACAGUUCUUUUAAACCGACUGAGCUUUAUAAACUGUCCUCAUUAACCGACUGCUUGACCAGCAUCAAGCAGUCUGUUGACGGACAACUACUUGCAGCUAAAUUCUGCUAAAACAGAAAUUCUAAUAGUUGCACCUGAUGAAACAGUUCCUGAAAGAGACUUAGGCUCAUUUGUUAAACCUAGUCUUGGGAAUUUAGGAGUCAUGUUUGACUUGACAAUGUCUCUGGAUCAACACUCAAAGCAGUUGACAAAGAAUUGUUUCUUUCACCUCAGGAACAUUGCCAAACUGAGAGCUCUAGUGUCAAAAGUUGAGUUAGAAAUGAUAAUUCAUGCUUUUAUUUCUUCUAGGUUGGAUUUUUCCAAGAGCCUUUUUACUUGUUUAAAUAAAAAGGAGCUUGGGCGUCUUCAAUCUAUACAGAAUGCUGCUGCUCGGCUUUUAAUUCACACUCACAAAAGAACACACAUCACCCCAGUCUUGUCAUCCCUCCAUUCAUUAGAAUUUACCCAUUCAUUUAGAAUUCAUUUUAAGAUUUUGGUCCUUACUUUUAGAGCUCUUCAUAAUCAAGCUCCCU
Messenger RNA from Acanthochromis polyacanthus (spiny chromis), 3411 nucleotides. RefSeq lists its product as uncharacterized. Bases 170 to 1747 code for a protein of 525 amino acids. The transcript has 5 exons. NCBI's taxonomy places the organism in Eukaryota, Metazoa, Chordata, Actinopteri, Pomacentridae. The record is from RefSeq and is a predicted model, not a curated record.